AUGACACAACCACGACCUCGCUCACGAUCAAGACGCGACAGCGACCCGGCAGCAGACUUGGCGUACAUCCGCUCCAUCUCGCCGCGCCUACGGACGAGUGAGGACUCUGCCCUGGCCGUCGAGUUGGCGGAGGAGGUCUCUGAAUCCCAAGCCACAUCCGAGGGGAAAGAGCAAGAACCUUUCGAGGGGAGAGAGGAGCCGGAAGAAGGGGGGAAAGAGCAACCGGAAGAAGGAGGGAAAGAGCAUGCCACGGCAGGACAUAUCGGGCCACCACCGGAUGGAGGGAUGCGCGCAUGGCUCGUGGUUAUCGGCUCGGCAUUUUCUAUUUUCUGUGUGCUGGGUCUCGUUACGGGAGCAGGGCAGUUUCAGGCGUAUUAUCUCGCACAUCAGUUGAAGGGGUAUUCUACUGCCAAAGUUGCAUGGCUAGCAAGUAUCCAAAUCACGCUCACCUUCGGCGGCGCGGUCAUCUCUGGAGCCCUCUUCGACGCCUACUCCGCCCAUCCACUAGUCAUGCUCUCCACGCUUGGCCAAUUCGGCUCCCUGGUAGCAGUGGCAUUCUCGAGGACAUACUACCAGUUCCUACUCUCCCACGCUGCGUUUGGCGUAUCGGCCGCCAUCGUGUAUUCGCCAGCAACAGGCAUCGCCGCGCACUGGUUCCUCCGUCGCCGAGGAACAGCCGUGGCAGUCAUCAUGUCCGGCGCGGGGGCCGGCGGCGUCAUAUACCCGAUCCUCAUCAAGAACUUGACUGACCGCUUUGUAUGGCGCGACGCUAUCCUCAUCCUCGCGGGGAUCCAUUUUGUACUUAUGCUUCCGGGGUGUUUGUUUAUGAAGAAACGGUUGCCGAAUCGGCCGCCAGUGCCGGUUCGCGCGUUGGCUAAACCGUGGAAGGAUUUCCGGUAUUGCUUCCUCAUCGUUGGACAGUCGCUCACCUCUCUUGCCGUCUUCUCGCCCUACUUCAACGCAUCGCUUUACGCGCGUGCGAACCACGCCUCUCCCACAGUCGUAGGCUACGCCGUAGCCAUCCUCCAAGCGGGAAACUUUGUCGGCCGCAUGGCCAGCGGGCCCCUAGCCGACCGUUUCGGCACCUGGCUAAUCUUCGUCCUCUUCGCCGCCCUCUCCGCAAUAACCCUCUUCGGCUUCUUCAUCGUCCCCCUAAACACACCCGCCACCGUCGCCGGAUUAGCCAUCUACGGCUGCGUCUCAGGCGGACACGUGACUCUCAUCCCGGCCGUGACGGCGACCAUCUCGCCAGCCCACGAGAUCGGUAUGCGUUUGGGAUUGCUGUGGACUGUGCUGUCGGUCACCAUGCUUGUCGGGCCUGUUAUUUCCGGUGAGCUCAUCACGGUGGGUAAUGGGACGUAUAAGUGGGCGGGCCUGUGGAAUGCGCUCCAGUUCUGCUUGUCUACUGCUGUGCUAAGUGUGCCGGGCGUUGUUAUGUGGCGCAGGAGACGGAGGGAGGGGGGAGAAGUGUAG
Molecule: messenger RNA, 1473 nt
Organism: Cutaneotrichosporon cavernicola
Lineage: Eukaryota; Fungi; Basidiomycota; Tremellomycetes; Trichosporonales; Trichosporonaceae
Exons: 5
Coding region: 1-1473 (490 amino acids)
Biological process (GO): transmembrane transport
Cellular component (GO): membrane
Molecular function (GO): transmembrane transporter activity
Source: RefSeq, a predicted model, not a curated record